Molecule: messenger RNA, 3546 nt
Organism: Mandrillus leucophaeus (drill)
Lineage: Eukaryota; Metazoa; Chordata; Mammalia; Primates; Cercopithecidae
Source: RefSeq, a predicted model, not a curated record
AUGGCCUUUCUGGGACCAUUGCGUCCCCUUUUGGCGGCCUCUCCAGGCCCAGCUUUUCUUCCCAGUUGCUUCUAUAGGCCCAACUCCUGCCUCACAGCAACCUCUUUGGACUCAGCUCCUGCCCAGCUCCUGGCAGCCUUUGUAGGACCAAAACUUCCUCAAGCCAAGCUCUCCAGGCCCAGCUCAGACCUCACGGUGGCCUCUCCAGGAAGCUCAGCUCCAACCCUCCAAUGGAGUCUCCAGACCCCCAAACUUCCUCCAGGCGACUCCUCUAGGCCCAGCUUAGGCCUCCUCGUGGACUCUGUAGGACCCCACAUCAUCCUGAAGUUGGCCUCUCCAGGCCCAGCUCUGGCCUUCCAGUGGACUCUCCAGGUGCAACAAGGGGCCUUAAGUGGGCCCCUCCAGGGCCAGCUCCUGUCUCUAGCCCGACUCCCACCUCACAACAAGCAACCUCUGUGUGCUCAGCUCCUGCCUGCCUCCUGGCAGCCUUUGUCGACACAAACCAUUCUCCAGCCAGAGCUCUGUAGGCCCACCUUCUGCCUACCAGUGGCCUGCACAGAUGCAGCUCUAUCUGGAGAACAGCCUCUGCGGGCCCCGCACUUACCUCCCAGGGGCAUCUCCAGGCCCACCUCUCACCUCAUGGUGGCUUCCCGGGGCCAGAUUCCUGCCUGUCUGCCUCCCAGCAGCCUCGACAUGCCCAGCUUCUCCCACACCGUGGCCUGUUUCGGCCCAACUCAUGCCUCUCGCGGCCCGCCCAGAGGUGUGAGCUCCUGCCUCACACUGGCCUCUCUCGGCCGAGUUUCUCCCUCACGCCGGCCCAUUGUGGCCCAGCUCAUGCCUCUCGUGGCCUCUCUAGGGCCAGCCCCUGCCUGUGAGUGGCCUCUCCAAGCCCAGCCUCUACCUCACAGUGGGACCUCUCUGGGCCCACCUCUUGCCUCGCCAUGGCCCAUGCAAGCCAAGCUCCUGCCCUUUGGCGGCCUCUGUAGGCCCAGCUUCUGCCUCCCAGUGGCCUCCAUAGGCCAAGCUCAUGCCUCGAUGGUGGCCUUUCCAGGCCUCGAAUUUCCUGCUUUGCAUCAUCUCCAGGCCCUGCACUUCCUCCAGUUGGCCUCUCCAGGACCAACUCUUCCUCCUGGCGGCCUCUGCAGGUCCAAGUUGCCCUCAAGUUGGCCUCUCCGGGCCCGGCUCUUCCUCCUGGCGACUUCUGCAGGCCCAGGUUGCCCUCAAGUUGGCCUCCCCCUGCCUAGCUCUCGCCUCUCGGCAGCCUCUCCAGGCCCAGAGCGUGACCUCCAGUCGGCCUCUCCGGGUCCAGCCCCCUGCCUCCAUAAGGCCAUUAUACAGGCCCAGCCUCUGCCACACAGUGGACUCUCGGAUGCCCAGGCUUCAGCCUCACUGCAGCCUCUCCAGUGUGAGGUUCCUGCCUUCCGGCAGCUUCAACAGGCCCCGCUUAUGCCUCCCAAUGGCCUCCUAAGGCUCAGCUCACCCCUCCCAGCGGCCUUUACAGGCCCAGGUUGUCCCCUUUUGGUGGCCUGUCCAGGCCCAGCACUUCAUCCUGACUGUGUAUACAGGCCCAGCUCCUGCCUCACAGCAACCUGUUUGGACUCAGCUCCUGCACACCUCCUGGCAGCCUUUGUAGGCCCAAAACUUCCUCAAGCCAAGCUCUCCAGGCCCAGCUCAGGCCUCAUGGUGGCCUCUCAAGGAGGCUCAGCUCCUGCCCACAUCGUCCUGAAGUCGGCCUCUCCAGGCCCAGUUUCAGCCUCCCGGCAGCCUCUCCAGGCCCGGCUCUCACCUCACAGUGGUUUCCUGGGGCCAUGUACCUGUCUGCCUGCCUUCCAGCAGCCCCAAGAGGCCCAGUUCCUCCCGCAGCGUGGCCUGUUUCGGCCCAACUCAUGCCUCUUGGGACCCGCCCAGAGGUGUGAGCUCCUACCUAACACUGGCCUCUAUCGGCCAAGGUCCUCCCUCACACCGGCCCACUGGGGCCCAGUUCAUGCCUCUCGUGGCCUCUCCAGGCCCAACCCCUGCCUGUGGGCAGCCCCUCUGGGCCGGGCCUCUACCUCACAGUGGGCCUUCCCCGGGACCACCUCUUGCCUCCCUGUGGCCCCCUCGGGCCAUGCUCCUGCCCUUUGGCAGCCUCUGCAGGCCCAGAUCCUGCCUCACAGUGGCCUCCGUAGGCCAAGUUCAUGCCUCGAUGGCAGCCUUUCCAGGCCUAGCGUUUGCUGCUUUGCAUCCUCUCCAGGCCCUGCAUUUCCUCCAAUUGGCCUCUCCGGGCUUGGCUCUUCCUCCUGGCUGCCUCUGCACUCCAAAGUUGCACUGAAGUCGGCCUUUCCGGUGUCAGCUCCUGCCUCCCAGUGGCCUCUGCAGGCCCAAGUCAUCCUCAAGACGGCCACACACGGCCCAGCUCUUGCCACUCUGCAGCCUUUCCAGGUGCACAACUACCUCCUUAACCUCUUUGGACUCAGCUCCCACCCAGCUCCUGGCAGCCUUUGUAGGCUAAAAACUUCCUCAAGACAAGCUCUCCAGGCCCACCUUCUGCCUCCCGGUGGCCUGCACAGAUCCAGCUCCGGCUGGAGAACAGCCUCUGCGGGCCCCGCGCUUGCCUCCCAGGGGCCUCUCCAGGCCCAGCUCUUGCCCCACAGCUGCUUCCCGGGGCCAGGUUCCUGCCUACCUGUCUCCCGGCAGCCUUAUCAUGUCCAUCUCCUCCUGCACCAUGUCCUGUUUCGGCCCAUGUCAUGCCUCUCGCAGCCCGCCCAGAGGUGUGAGGUCCUGCCUCACACUGGCCUCUCUGGGCCGACGUCCUCCCUCACGCUGGCCUGCUGGGGCCCAGCUCAUGCUUUUCGUGGACUCUCAAGGCCCAGGCCCUGCCUGUGGGCGGCAUCUCCAUUCCCAGCCUCUACCUCACAAUGGGCCCUCUCCGGGCCCGCCUCUUGCCUCACCAUGGCCCCCUCCAGCCAAGCUUCUGCCCUUCAGCAGGCUCUGCAGGCCCAGCUCCUGCCUCCCAGUGGCCUCAUAGGCCAAGCUCAUGCCUCGACGGCGGCCUUUCCAGGCCUAGCGAUUCCUGCUUUGCAUCCUCUCCAGGCCCAGCAUUUCCUCCAGUUGGGCUCUCCAGGCCCGGCUCUUCCUCCCAGCAGCCUCUGCAGGCCCAGGUUGCCCUCAAGUCGGCCUCUCCAGUGCCAGCUCCUGCCUCCCCGAUUCCUCUGCAGGCCCAAGUCAUACUCAAGUCGGCCUCACCCUUCCCAGCUCUUGCCUCUCGGCGGCCUCUCCAAGCCCAGAAACUCCUCAAGUUGUCCUCUCCAGACCCUGCUGCAGCCUCCUGGUGUCCACUCCAGGCCCAGCUCUUCAUCCCGGCUGUGUCUACAGGCCCUGCACUUCCUCCAGUUGGCCUCUCCAGGCCCAGCUCUUCCUCCUGGCGGCCUCUGCAGGCCCAAGUUGCCCUCAAGUUGGCCUCACCCCGGCCCAGCUCUCACCUCUUGGUGGCCUCUAAAGGCGCACAACUUCCUCCGGUCAGCCUCUCCAGGCCCAGUUCCUCAGGCCUCCCAGUGGCCUCUUUAG